GCCGCGCGGACCAGCGAGCCGGGUAGCAGCCGUGAGCCUGCCCGCCCGCCCGCUCGCCCGCCCGCGUGCUGGGGCUGCGGUGGGCCAGGAUGUCGGUCUUCCUAGAGGAGCUGCUGGGCGACAAGCUGGUGACGGGCGGCGGCGAGGAGGUGGACGUGCACUCGCUGGGAGCCCGCGGCAUCGCGCUGCUGGGGCUCUACUUCGGGUGCAGCCUGAGCGCCCCCUGCGCUCAGCUCAGCGCCAGCCUGGCCGCCUUCUACGGCCGCCUGCGAGGGGACACGGCCGCCGGGCCGGGGGCCGGGGCAGGGGCGGGCGCGGCCGCUGAGCCAGAGCCCCCGCACCGCCUGGAGAUCGUCUUCGUGUCCUCGGACCAGGACCAGCGGCAGUGGCAGGACUUCGUGCGGGACAUGCCAUGGCUGGCGCUGCCCUACAAGGAGAAGCACCGGAAGAUCAGAACAUUUCACACGCAAGCAUCCGUUGUCCUGCCUCACACAACACAUCCUGGCUGCUGUGCUGUUUAAGCAGGUGAGACAGACCACGGACCACCAAUUUGCAUGCCGAUGUUUUGAUGGCGUGUCACAAGCAUCCCUAACGUCUGCUCGCCAUUUCGGUACUUUACCUCUUUGUGGACCAGUGGCAAACAACACUCGGAGAAGUGAGUGCUAGAACUCUGCUACCGCCCUGAGCAGGACUUCUCUACGGCCUUCCAGAAUGGAGUGAUAAGUUCAGAAAUACAGUUCUGGGCUGGAGCUGUGUAGCUUACCUGAUGACAUUCACGAGGCUCUGGGCUCAACCCCCAGGACCCUCACAUUCCCUGAAGAAAGAAACAGCUUCACAACUCCUAAUCACCCUCCUGAUGAAGAAGAACUCUUCGGUUCUUGGACGCUUUUGCAGUCAAGUCCAAAGUCCGGCUGCUCGCCUCUCACUGUGGUACCACAGGACUCUAUCACUUGCAUUUCUGGGCUGUGCCAUGUUUUUCUCCGACCUGCCUGGUUUGGAGCUUCCUGCAGUCCCUCUUUUAGAAGCUUUCCUAUCUCUAUCAAGUUGUUUUAAUUAAUUAAUAUCUUUGGGUGCACUGUGUGGCAUGUGGAAGACAACUUGUACCAGUUGGCUCUUGCCAUCCACCAUGUGGGCCCUGGGGAUGGGGCUCAGGUCGUCAGGCUUGAUGGUGAUGGCCGUUACCCAGGGAGACAGCCUGCCAACCUUUGUUGUGUUUUAUAAGGUUUUCUCAGUUCGGUUGAUUUAGGAAAUGACUUUUACAGGUUUCCCCUUCACUUCACUCAGAAUUUCACUUAAGGUUCCACGUGAAAGGCUAUCAUCUUGAAUGGACUCCAGCCUUCACAAGAUGGACUGCAAGUCCUGGGUUUUCUGUGAGUGUCUCCAGAGACCUGUGGUAGCAGCACACAUCUAUAGGUGUGGUACACGGUUUCCUGUCACUUUUCCCUCUAGGUAGACUGUUCUCCUGGAACUCCCUAGACCAGGCUGGCUUCGAACUCACAGAGAUUCACCUGCCUCUGCCUCCUGAGUGCUGUGAGUCAAGGCGUGCGCCACCACACUGAGGCUCCCAUAGAUCUUGUGCAUGGACUUUUGGAAGAUUUCCUAGUGUUUUCCAUCGGACUAUAAGCUCCGUGAAGACAGAAUCCAAAUGAUGGAAGGGGAAAGUGAUCUGUGCCAGGUGCUGGGAAACAGGAUGAUGUCACAGAAAGCAGGUCUGUGACUUUCAGAUUGACAACUCUCGGUGCUUUCCAGAUCACGUGGAUUGAAAUAUGCACUUUCUCCAGGUGUGGUGGCGCAUACCUUUA
This is a messenger RNA of Peromyscus maniculatus bairdii (prairie deer mouse), 1802 nucleotides long. NCBI's taxonomy places the organism in Eukaryota, Metazoa, Chordata, Mammalia, Rodentia, Cricetidae. The record is from RefSeq and is a predicted model, not a curated record.